Messenger RNA from Arabidopsis arenosa, 590 nucleotides. NCBI's taxonomy places the organism in Eukaryota, Viridiplantae, Streptophyta, Magnoliopsida, Brassicales, Brassicaceae. The record is from the annotation of a GenBank genome assembly.
AAUUGAGAAAUCCACAAGAUUUUCCAGACCAAUGUCAAAAGUUUCCAUCUUUAUCGAGUAUUAGAUUCAACCACUAACUUACGUGCCAUACAAGCAAAGGUGGUGAUGGUGGAGGUUCCUGGCUCUGUAGGCACAACUGCAAGCCUUUCCUUAAGGUUAGGGCAAACGGUAUUAGCAUUUGGCUCUCUUCUCUUCAUGACCAUCGGUGUUCGCUUCUACCAAUUCACUGCUUUCUGCUACUUGGUGACGAUCAUGUCUUUAGCUAUACCAUGGAAUCUGACGUUAGCAAUGGUAGAUAUCUACUGUGUUAUUCUCCAGCAACCGUUUCAAAAGCCACGGAUCCUUCUCGCUAUCUCUAUUGGUGAUUGGGUGGUGUCUGUUCUAGUGUUGGCUUCAGCUUCAUCCGCAGCUAGUGUUGUUGAUAUUCUGCGAUCAAACGAAUCCUCUUGCCCUCCAACAAUAUGCAACAGAUAUCAGUUUGCAGCAACAUUGGCCUUCUUGACUUGGUUCUUGUCUCUCUCUUCUUCUCUCUUCAAUCUCUGGUUACUUCCUUCUCUGAUCUAAACAAAACAUAAAUAGAUAGGUAGCAA